GGUGGGGGUAGCAGAGUACGCGCAGUCGAGCGACGCUCCCUCUGGCGAGUGUCCGCGAGCAGUCGAGCCGUGUGCCGCGUCGCGGUAGCGUCGAAGAGCGUCGUAGAGCGUCGUUUGGUGCGCGUCACGCGUGUCCCUUCGUCGUCGUGCGCGAGGAUGACGCCUUCCUCGAUCUCGCGAUUAUGAGAGCGCCGGGGCGAGCAUAGUCUCGUCAACGUUCUUUCGUGCUUUUUUGUGGUGAAACGAGAAAUAUAUAUAUAUAUAUUUAUAUAUAUGUAUAUAUAUAUAUAUAUACAUAUAUACAUUUCGAAAAGAAAUAUUUCGAAUAGAGAGAAGAACGAAACCGAUAGAAAACGGUAGACGGUGUGUCGUGUAUUUUCUUUUUUCUUCGUCUUCGUCGUCGUGUCGUCGUCGUCUCGUGAUCGUCGGUGAACGUUCUUCUACGCGACCGCGUGACCUCGUCGCUGUUCUCUUCGUACUCCGAAGGGGAGAAAAAGAGAAAGAAACAAAGAAGAAGAAGAAGAAGAAGAAGAAGAAGAAGAAGAAGAAGAAGAAGUAGAAGAAUAAUAAUAGAGAGGAAAAUAAAAAGUUUACGUUACGAAAAAGAAGAAGAAGAAGAAGAAGAAGAAGAAGAAGAAAAACAACAACAACAAGAACAAGAACAAGAACAAGAAGAAGGUAAAAGGGUGACCGAGCAAAAGAAGCUCGCGCGUCCUUUCUUCUUCUUCGUCCUGUCAGUGACCUUGGUUUCCCCGUCACCAAGGCAAGGAAUAGUUUCGACGACGAGAACCGAGCGCUCCGUCCAAAGGAUAUCGUUUUUCUCUCUCUCGGUAGGCGUCUCUCGCUGGGAAGGUCAACGUGCGGCCGUCGUCGUUGCCGCAGCAGACAACUGAACGCCCGUUAAUUGUUAUUGUCGUCUCUUUCUCUCUUUCUUUAUCUAUUUUUCCAUUCCCUUUCUCUAUCUUUUUACUCUCUCUCUCUCUCUCUCUCUUUAUCUAUCUCUCUUUUUCUCUUUCUCUCUUUCGUUCGAUUUGACGCGCAAAGUGAAAGCGACGACGGAAGGUAGAAAAGAGAUUCGCGAGUCUAAGGAGAAAGGGAGCCGGUUCGAAGAAAAGAAUUCUCUUGGCUUCCUCGCGUUCCACGCCGCUUCUCUUCUUUACCCUCCUCCUUCUCUCCUCCUCCUCCUCCUCCUCCUCCUCUUCGUCGUCGUCGUCGUCCUCGUCGUCGAGACGCGUGAGCUUGCAAUGCCGCGAGGACGUCGAGCACUCUAACCGGUCCUCGGCUACUCGGCCCUGCCGACUCGCGUUGCUGCUUCGACCUCAAAAAUUCGAACCACCUACCUCCUUCUCCCUACCCUUCGUUCUCAUCCUCAUCCUCAUCCUCAUCUUCAUCCUCGUCCUCAUCCUUCUCAUUCUACCUUUUCGCGUCUUUGUCUUUCAAACCGAUUACCUCGCGAACGCCCACCUCGCGGGAACCUCGUCGAAUAUUCUUAUGCCACGAGGAUCGAUUUAUCUCGUAUAUUUUUUAUUUCGAAUAAAGUUAAAAAUCGAUCGUUAACUUUUACACAUUUUUCAUUUCUUUUCUUUCUUUUUCUUCUUUUCUUUUUUCAUUCUCUCUCUCUCUCUCUCUUUCUCUUUCUUUCUCGUUCUUUUUUUUUCAUUUUUUGUUUUGUUUUACUUUGAUCGGUUGAUCUCCCUCUCUCUCUCUUUCUCUCUCUCUCUCUCUCUCUCUCUCUCUCUCUCUCUCUCUCUUUCAUUUACGUAGUAGUACGUUUCAAACGACAAAAGCGAGCCACGACGCGAUCGACGCUUUUCCCUUUUUAUACACCGCGAGAGACCGUGGAAUCGACCCAACGGCGUCGCGACGGUGGGCUGCGGCGACGACACCUGUAGAGAGUUACUACACGCCGUGUACAGGGAAAGGGAGAAGGACGCAGGCGGUACGAACGCCGCAAGUAGAAAAAACAGCUCGAUUUUUACGAAUAUAACUUGACGCACGUACCUAUAAUAAUAUAUAUACAUACAUACAUGCAUAUAUAUGUAUAUGUAUAUAUAGCUUUGUACGAAUGUUACACGUAUCUGUAUAAAUACGUUUGUUGUAAACAAGUAGAGUAAAAAGAAAGAGAAAAACGAUUCUCUGAAAAUGACGAGAAAUACGAGGUCAUAUAAAAGUUAAGUAUAAACCGACAAAGAGAGAGAAAGAAAGAAAACAGAGAGAGAGAGAGAGAGAGAGAGAGAAACAGAAAGAAAGACAAAGAAAGACAGAUAAAAGAACGCAGAGACAAGAAAUUCAAGGAUAAACUCCGAAUAAGUAAACAAGAAAUAUAAUUUAAAAGGAGAUACGCAGAAGAUAGAAGAAACAUGACGAUGGCUAGCAACAUCGUGGUCGAGUGGCUGCGUUCGCUCCAUCUCGGCCAAUAUUCCGAAUCGUUCAUCGACAAUGGUUACGACGAUCUCGAAAUUUGCAAGCAAAUCGGCGAUCCCGAUCUAGAUGCGAUCGGUGUUUUCAAUCAAACGCAUCGUGCACGUUUACUCCAAUCGGUGAAAACGUUAAGGGAGGAGGGCGCAGCAAGCGUUUAUUUCACGUUGGAAGAAACGAACGAGUGUCUUUGCGAUAAUGUCAGCUCGAAAUCGUCUAGAACAUCUUCGGAAAGGCCACCAAGCGACAAGGAUGUACAAAGAGCAUCACCAACGGCUAGUUCUUCGAGCGGUGGUCAAGAAUUAACAAAGUUUGCGGAUGAAUACGAAGAAGGGAAGGCCGAACUCGUCAGGAUCCCUCGGAUGCAACUUAGGAUGCUGCUGCAAGAGAAACUCAGGCAUGACGGCAUCAGACUCGCUUGUCAACCUUAUACCACACCGGAAGGCGAGAGGGGAUACUUGGAGGGACUAGCUUCAAGGUAUGCAGACCUCUUCAGAACGCAUUACGGAGAUGUCCUGGAGCCGCUUGAGGAGCUACGCCGACGCGAAACAAAUGCUUCCCCCAGAAUGCCCAACACUCAGCUUACCACCAGUCAUUCACAGCCCAUUUACGUGCCUGGAAAAUACUCGCCAUCGAGCUGCCUCAGUGAUAAGGAAGAAGACGAGAUCUAUGGCUUCGGUUACGGUGUCUUCAGUAGACAAAUGCUUCAACAUCGUCAACAAAAACUUGCGCUCGCCACGCAGAACUCGGCCGCCAUGACACCGGCUGGGCAUCCACAACCCUACCAAAGCUGUCUGAGCCCGAGAUCAGCAUUUUUCUACGAAUUUCCACCUAAUGAGCAAGGACAAAACACGAGUAAAAAGAAGACGACGUUCUCAAGGUUAUUGAGAGGUUUGAAAACACACAAGAAGGAGAAGCAAGGUCAAACGCAAGGCUCUCCGAGACACGGUCGUGCGAGAAUAGGAGUACCACAGAGAGUCGAUACGCCGGACAGCGUCCUUCAGAGUGGAUUAGGUCCAGGACCAGAUAUGGGUCACACGAUAUUACGUUCGAUGGUAGACCCGCGAGAUUACGACCGACUGAGGUAUUUGCAAAUGAAUGGAGGUCAGCCAAAUAGCUUUGAAGAGACUAUAAAUAGGUUGAAGGUUCAAGAAGCAUUGAGGCAAAAAGAACGAUUUCACAAAGAACACGAAGAGAUAUUGAGAGAUAUCAGACAUGGUUUGAUGCAGUUAGGACGAGAUGGACGUGGUCAGGUCACAGGAGAUGACACCUACAUGUACGACGAAGAUGCGCGAUGUGGAGGUACCGGUGGUUUAGGUGGUGGUUUAGGGGGUCAACAUUGGUACGAUGAACCACCAUACGAAUCGGACCCCGAUGAUUUUCUUAUGGGAGCCAGUGGAGGUCCCGUGCCUACGGCUACCAUUCAAAAUGGAAGAGUAUGCUUUACAUUGAAUCCAAGACCCGAAAAUAGAGGCGAAGGAGUGAUUUCCUUGAGAACAGCCGGUGACAUCAGUCUACCACGUGAACGUUCCAAAGGAGCAGCUUCGACGAUGCGAGGAUUGAUCGUACCUCAAGGACAUAACAAUCCACCCACGAUUAUACCUUUAACGCACUCCAGGGCUUCACGAGAGAGUGGAGAUUACGCGAGCAGUGACGUUCAAUCGGAGGCGAGUGCUCUAUUGGACGAAGAAACUAAAACUGGGGUAGGUGGACGUGCAAGAAAUCUCAGACACGACGUACAAACGAAGAUCUCAAGGCUUCGCCAGGAUCGAGCGUCCUCCGAGGCCUUUCCUUGUAGCGCCAGUAGCGUCGAGAGUCUUCCGAGCGGAAGUGGUUCUAGCACGCAAGCUUUGGUACGAGCGGGAAGUAAUCACAGCUCGAUAUCGUGCGAAGAAAGAGACGCCAUAAGCCCGACGUCCAUCGGCCCUGUACUUUGCAGGGCGAGAGCCUUGGUCGAUUACACACCUAGUCCUUACGAUAAGGACGCGCUCAAAUUUAAGAAAGGUGACAUCAUCGACGUGGUACAGAUGAACAAAAGUGGUCUUUGGAAAGGUGUCGUUCACAACAGGAUAGGACACUUCAAAUUCAUCAACGUAGAGAUACUGAACGACCGAGUACCAAGACGCGGUGACUCGGAACGUAGUAGCAAGUGGGGUCAGAGAUACAGGCAAAAGCCCGGAUCGGUUCAAGAGCUCUUGCAAAGAAUGAAUCUUCAGGAACACAUUUCCGUUUUCGUGCUGAACGGUUACGAGGAUUUGGAGCUGUUCAGGGAAAUAGAGCCAGCGGAUCUCGAUUAUUUGAGUAUACAUCAGCCGGAGCACCGUGCCAAGAUACUUACGGCCGUACAACUAUUGCACGACCUUCAGUCUGGUAGCGAAGGAGAUCUAGCGUCGAGUUCGGAAGGAGACGAGGUUAGCAGAUUAGUUCUUCAUUCUGGACAAACGUCCGGUCAUUGUUCUCCCUUCAAUCGACGUCAAUUCCCAAGGGAUUCUGGUUGCUACGAUGCGCAUAAAAAUCCAACGAGUCGUCGAAACGUCAGUCCUGAAUCAUCGAUGGCGACUAAGAUAUCCAGAGAGAAUAAUCUCGACAGUAGUGCUCAAAGUAAGAUAGCAGCUGGCAACGUUACCGGCGAGGGUAAUGCAUUGACAGACGUUAAGGAUGACUUUCAUCCUAAUAUACCUAUCGGUGGAUCGCUUUUAACGCAAAAGGAAGGACAAUUCGAUAAAUCUCCUUUGUUACGCGGCGGUAGCGCUAGAGCAAUAGGAAAGAGAAGUAAUUUUGGAGAAACUGUUGUGAUCGAGGAAGCAUGCGAAGGUAAUCAAAAGCUUGGUAUGGUCAAAUACGUUGUCGGUGGUAACACCGAUCUUGGACUCGAAGCUGCUCGUGACGUAGCCACGGCUUUGAGUCAACGCGGUUGUUUAAGCGAGAAAUCAAGCGAUUCUGGCGUAAGUUCGUCUAGCAUUAGCUCGGCACCUCCACCAAGAGACAAAUCGUUAGCUACCGGUACCGGACCCUCCCAAACAUCGGUUUCACCUACCAAAAAUCAAUUCGGUAAUUUCACGAGAACACCGGCUACCACUCAAACAGCCGCCAAGACACAAGGAAACGCUAGCUCCGAAUAUCCGUGAGUUAUAGACGAGAAAUGGCGAAAUUAUUCGCUUAAAUGGCAUCGACCUUGAAAUAAUCCGAUGGAAAUCUUUCAAGAAAAUUAUUCGAAGGAACCUUUUAACGCUUCUCCGGAGAAAUAAAAUAGCUUUACAAGCCAGACGUGAGAAUAAUACUCGAACGGACGAAUGAACUUGCUCCUUUUGGCUGCUUCUUUUAAGUAUACUUUCCGCUCGAAUCGAGUUAGAUAUAUAUUAUAUAUAUAUCGAUAAGAAGAACAAAAGGUUAAAAAAAGGAGAGGGAGGAUCGAACCUUUAACAUUCUUUCGUUUCAGUCGAGACCAUUGCUAUAGCGAUAUUUUCCAACUUUCUUCGUCGCCGUUCUAUCCUUCGAGAAUAUUUCUAGACAACACGGAAUUAUACUUGAUAUACAUAUAUACAUAUACAUAUUAUGUAUAUAUGUAUGUAUGUAUAUAUAUAUAUACACACGUACACACAUCGAUGACAACGUGAAACUUCUUAAAUCCGAAUUUUCAUCGUGCGACGAUACGCCUAUCGAGAAUCUUUCGAAAAGCACAUACAAAAGGACUUAACGAGAUUCUCUUCAACGAUAAAAGAUACGUAGGAACUCGAGUUAUGUACGAGCAUUCCCUCGAUAGCCUUUACCAUUUUCGCCAAUAUAUUUGUAUUGCCUUGUGCCGACUUCAAACGUACGUAUAUACUUGAGGGCAUGCAGCAAGAAAAAGAAAACAAAGAGAAAGAUAUAUAUAUAUAUACAGACACACACACAUAUAUAUAUAUAUAGACAUUAUACAUAUAUCUCACUGCCGGCCAGCGUACGAUAUCGUAAGAAUACUCCGAUUUAUGGCGUUGCUCUUAGACCGAGAAAAUAAUCUUACGCGGCGAACGACGGUCGUGUAACAAUAAACAAACAUUAUGUGAUACGGUAGCAAUAUACGGAUCGAUUUAACGAAUAAGUAGAUAGAAAUGAUUUCCGAAUGAAUAAUACGAGCAAUCUUAUCACCUUUGUGACUAAAUUAACAAUAUUAUAAAGAACUGCAGACAACGAGAAUGAAAAAAAAAAUUUAAAAAAAAAAAGAAAAAAGAAAAAGAACAGAAAACGGGUACAAAAUACGUUUCGAUAUCUAAUAACGAUAUCUGAUGAUGGACUGAUUCGAACGAUAAUUUUUUCGUAUUCUAUAGAAUAUUGUUAAUAAAUGUCACGAACGUGACAUGAGAGUGCAAAUUUAUAGAAAACUUCUCCUAGACGUGGCGACCUCUUCUGUUUCGUAUACGUCGUAUAUCUUGACGAUUUGUCUCGACUAAAAAUGAGUUUUGUAUUUGAAAUGGACAAACAUUUCUCGCGAGCACAGCAGCAGCGCUUUGAACGAAGAAAUAAAAAAGUAACGAAAAGAAAAGAAAAGGGGGAAAAAAGAAAAAAAAGAAAAUAAUAAUAAUAAUAAUAAUAAUAAUAAUAAUAAUAAUAAUAAUAAUAAUAAUAAUAAUAAUAAUAAAAUAUUAAUGAUAAUAAUAAUAAUAAUAAUAAUAAUAAUAAUAAUAAUAAUAAUAAUAAUAAUAAUAAUAAUAAUAAUAAUAAAGAUAAAAAUAAAAAUAAAAAUCUUUCAAUCUCCGGUCUGCCAAGAAAAAUCCAUUCACUCUUCCGAUAGCAAAUUUUACGUUUUCGAACUUGUAGAGAAAAAGAGGAAAACAAAAACCAAAAAAGAAAAAAGAAAGAAAACUGAACGAACGAACGAACGAAAUUAAUAAAAAGCAAAGAAAAAAAAAAGAGGGACUGCACGUUUUCGAUUCCGAAAUAGUCCGAUGAGAAAUCAAGUGUUUUGAGAAUGCGAUACGAUGAAAAGAGAAGAAAAAAGAAAAGCAAAGAAGAAAAAACAAUUAAUAAGAUAAGAAAAGAAAUGAAUGAAUUUUUUUUCUCGAUUUACGCUACACAUCGCCGUUUAAUUAUUCACAAUAUUAUACGUACUAUUUCUUACGAUCGACAAUCCUUCGACCAUCGGCCGAUGUUAACCCUUUGGUACCUUCGACGCGAUGGUCCCUUGUACAUGUGUAUAUUGGCGCCGCACCACGAAAAAUAUUGAAAGUUACAAAGAUUUUGUAUAUAUUAUUAAGCGUAGAGACCUAACGAUGUUUUGUAUUGAUCUUUGCCAAAACUUAAAAGGUAGACUAUUAUAUACAUAGACGAUAUAUUAUAACGUUGGAUCUUAUGUAAAUCUUUUGUAUAGUGUAAAAUCAUGGAUGGUGAUGUUAAAGAAUGAAUGCUUAAGAUUGAAAGAAAGGAAGGAAGGAAGAAAGAAAGAAAGAAAGAAUUACACGAGAACGAGCGAGAUAAGAGAAUGAUAAGUAAACAAAGUAAAAAAAAAAAAAAAAACAAAAUAAAAAAUCAGAUUAGGAAGAAUAAAGAAGAAAAGAAAAGAAAAGUCGAAUGAGAGAGUCGAUUAUUAUAUAUACGCGAAAUAAUUUUAUAUAUUUAAGAAGAUAUAUAUAUAUAUAUAUGUAUGUAUGUAUGUAUGUAUGUAUAUAUAUCGACGACGGACCUAUACACACAGACACAAACACACACACAUAAAUUUGUACAUAUACACGAGAUCAAUCUGUCCCCUCCCCCACCUUUUUGAGCGAAUAAUUAAAAAAAAAUAAAUAAAUAAAAGAAAAAGAAAAAACAAGAAAGAAAAAAGAGAGAGAGAGAGAGAGAAAGAAAGAGACACACGCACACGCACACACACACAUAUUCAGGGGGGGAGGUAAAUACAUCGUCGAAAAUCACAAAAGUUUCGAAACCAUGGAAUAAAACGUAAGUGGUCAACGAUGCAUGUUCAUCCUUCCCAUCGACAUCUAUAGACGUAUUAUCUGUAGAAAUUUAGAAAACGCGAAUAUUUCUGAACGCGCUGGAAAACAAAGAUCGAAGGAAAAAUAAUUAAAAAAAAAAAAGAAUGAAAGCAAGAAAGAAAGAAAAUAGUUUUAAAAAGGUAUUUGCGUAAUGUCCUUAAACAAAAAUCAAGGAUCGAUUAAAAACCAUCAUCACUAUCAUCCCCACCACCCUCGUACUUAGAUGUAUAUAUGUAUAUAUAUAUGUAUAUAUAUAUAAAGGUGUAUAUAUAUAUAUAUAUAUAUAUAUAUAUAUAUAUAUAUAUAUAUAUAUAUAUAUAUAUAUAUACACACAUCACAAUCGACACGAGUUACUUCUACGAUUUUGAAGAUUGAUUUAUUAGCACGCAAGCUGCAAUUGCGAUUGCGAUUGGGAUUGCGAUUGCGUGCAUCAAUACCGAGAGCGCAAUAAAUCCUUUUACAUCUGGCUUGGACAAUGACGUGUACGGAUCACAGUUCGCAGUUUCGAGCUCCGUCGAAAGAGAUAUCGUAUUUUGAAAUCGUUUAAGAUCUCGAAUAAUUCGAGAAUUAUAUCAUGAAUAAAGGAGUUUCGCGAAACAAAAAAUCGCGAAAGAGUGAUCUAUACUCGUAACGAGAAGCUUACUCCAUAUAUCUCGUAUUAAAUAGUUCACUAUUUUCGUCGUUCACAUUUUCGUACGAGUAUAUAUAUGUGUGUAUAUGUAUAUAUGUGUAUAUAUAUAUAUAUACACACUCGGAAAAAAUAACGAAUAAACGAAAUAAAACGCAAAAGUAUUUACGAUGAAAAAUUUCGAAGCGGAUUUAUAGGACGAAUGAGAGAAAAGAGACAGAGAUAUUAGUGUUUAUCGUUGAUUAGAUAAGGAAUAGAAAGUUUGGACGUUUUUUAUAAUAAUCGAUAUAUGGAGAGUGGGUGUUAGAAGGGGGAGAAAACGGAUAGAAGAGAAUGACAGACAUAACGAACAAGUUGGCCGCCCGUGUGUAAGAGAGAAAAAGUAAAAAAUGCGAACGUUAUACUUAAUAAAAAGAAGAAAAAAAAAUAAAUAAAUAAAUAAAUAAAGAUAAAAAAAUAAUAAUAAUAAGAAUAAUAUUAAUAUUAAUAACAAACGAUCUAGUCCAAUUUAUUGUCGUCAAGUUGAAAGAAAACGAAGAGAUAGUGAAAUAAAAUGAAUGAAAUAGAGAAAGAGAUAUUAAUGAAGGAGGCAGACCGAUGUAUGUACAUAAAAGAUGAUAAUGAUGAUGACGAUGAUUAUGAUGAUGACAAUGAUGACGAUGAUGACGAUGAUAAUGAUGAUGAUGACGAUGAUGAUUAUGAUGAUAAUGAUAACAAUGAUGAUGAUUAUGAUGAUUAUGAUGAUGAUAAUGAUGAUGAUGAUGAUGAUGAUAAUAAAGAAUUAAAGAAAAGAAAAGAAAAAUCAACGAGUAAUCACGAACGAUUUCGACGUAGCGAUGAUUCGUGGUCGCGCGCGUCAACCGCUAACUUUAUACGAGCUCAUUUUGUAUUUAUUGAUUGAUCGCAACGUCGACCGAAGCUCGCUCGCGAUUUUCAUAUAAUUCUUUACAAUGUCGCUCGGUUCUCGUAUGAUUUCCAACGAUACGUCUUAAUUUAUUGACUGUGAAUAGAAAUAAACGAUGGAAGAAUCAAGCGAUAUAUAUAUAUAUAUUCAUAUAUAUAUACAUAUAUAUAUAUAUAUAUUCAUAUAUAUAUAUACAUAUAUAUAUAUUUGUCAUUUUUUUCUUUUUUUUUUCUUUUUUUUUCUUUUUUUUUUGUUUUUUCCUUUUAUAUCCAUUAAUUCGUUCAUUCAAUCAUUCAUCCAUUCAUUCAUCCAAUCAAUCAAUCAAUCAAUCAAUCAUUCAUUCAUUCAUUCAUUCAUUCAUUCAUUCAUUCAUUCAUUCAAUCAUAUUUUUCAUUGACCUUCCCCCAUUUUCACGAUCCUAUAUCUAAAUAUUUUUAGUGAUAUCGAUGAUAGGAUGGGGUCUGUGAAUAGAAAUAAAUGCUAAAAGAAUCAAA
Vespula vulgaris is the source of this 10395-nucleotide messenger RNA. RefSeq names its product SAM and SH3 domain-containing protein 1-like. NCBI's taxonomy places the organism in Eukaryota, Metazoa, Arthropoda, Insecta, Hymenoptera, Vespidae. The transcript has 14 exons. The record is from RefSeq and is a predicted model, not a curated record. Bases 2361 to 5546 code for a protein of 1061 amino acids. Gene Ontology annotation, molecular function: protein binding.